Messenger RNA from Megalobrama amblycephala (Wuchang bream), 1559 nucleotides. Its product is annotated as complement C1q-like protein 4. The transcript is spliced from 3 exons. The record is from RefSeq and is a predicted model, not a curated record. The coding region runs from base 194 to 928 and encodes 244 amino acids. Lineage: Eukaryota; Metazoa; Chordata; Actinopteri; Cypriniformes; Xenocyprididae. Gene Ontology annotation, molecular function: protein binding.
GUGCCACAAACAUUGUAAAUAGAGUUAAACAUCUACUGAACCCGGAACAUUCCUUUAAUUAUGAUUAACAAUUAACCUGAACUACUUUUAUUAUUUUGAGCAAUAUAAACAAGUACAAAUCAGGACACUAUAAAAAGAGCAUGAGAGGCUGUGGGAUGACAGAUCAAGAGCUGGACGAGAACAUCAGUGAAGAAUGAAGGCUUUAGUAUGUAUACUGCUGCUGUUGGAAACCUUUGUGUUUGUCGUCCAGCAGCAGGUAGAUGGAGGACUCAAUGAGAAUGAGAAUCCACCUCAAACAGACACUUUGAGAGCUGAAGCUUCAACUGACAGCCAACAAUACUGCCAUCUGUGCUUCCCUGACAUCCAUGCAGCACUGAGAGAACUGACCGCCACCGUUACAGAGCAGAAAGGAAACAUCAGAGCUUUAGAGACACGAUUGAGGGAUGCUGAGCAGGCUGCAGAACAACAGACGUUUAUCCUGGAAAAGUUGAACAAGAAAAAUGAUGACAGAGAGGUAGCGUUUUCAGCCUCACUAAUGAAAUCUGGCGGUGGAUUUAUUGGUCCUUUUACCACUGACUUCACACUAACCUACAGGAACGUCAUCACAAACGUAGGGAACGCCUACAACCCAAUUACAGGUGUUUUCAUAGCACCACUGAAAGGAGUGUACAUGUUCAGAAUCUCUAUCUAUAGUCAUCCUAGUAAAUCAAUAUCAUCAGCUGCCUCCAUCAUGAAGAAUGGAAAGCAGGUGGUUACGGCAUAUGCUCAUCAGCCUCAGGGUGUGGUAAACUCAUCGAAUGGAGCCAUGUUGAUCCUGGAGGUGGGAGAUGUUGUCUAUGUGAAACUUUGGUCUGGCAGAAGGAUACAUGAUAAUGGGAAUAAUCACAACACUUUCAGUGGUUACAUACUGUUUCCCUUAGGAGGAUAGGAGCUUUGCAUAAUUUAAUUUAAAUCAUUCUGAACUUUUAGUGUAUGAUUUAAGAUGGAAAUCAUGAGGAAUCAUUAACAUAUGAACCUGUAUUAAUGAAGACUGAGUGUUUGAAAUUUGCAAUAGGUUAAUGUUUUAAAGUCAGUAUAAUACAUUAUAAUCAUAAGUUCAAAGCUGUCUAUACAUGUAACUUUAUAAAGAAUGUAGUCAUGACAUAUUUUUUACACUCAAAAAACGUUGGGUUGUUUUUCAACCCAUUUUCGGGUCAAAUAUGGACAACCCAACCAUUGGGUUAUCCAUAUUUGACCCGAAAAUGGGUUAUUUUCUGUUCUUGAGAAAAAAUGGCAUUUAAAGUGUGAUCGCGUCACUGUGGCGCGACGAGGGCUCAUGUAAUUUGAAAGCGACUUCAAAUGCACCCUUCAUUUCCCUGUGAAAAUGAAGUGUACAUUUGUGGACAAUUCGUGGUCUACCCUAUCCCAUAAUUCAUUGUGCACCAGUGACAACAGGAGUUCUGUGUGAAUUCACAAUAAAAUGUAGGUAAUCCCUAGUCUGGGCAAACCCAGCCUGAUCUGCCGGCGAUUUGAUUUCGCUCGGCAACUCAGUCUGGAAACCCGUGCAUUCACUUCUGCUG